ACAAGACCAGGAAGAAUAAAGCAUCCCCAUACAGAAUUAUGAUUGUAUGAGACUAGGGGGUAUACAAUCCCUCUUACAUAACUGAGUAAUAUUUGGUAUGGACUUGGUCACCAUCAUACUGUAGUAUCAAUAUAAAUAAAAUACUGGUGACACUACCCUACAGAUCAGAUAGGACACUUUUUUUGUGUGGAAUGAAAUGGAUCCUCAAUUUCAGCUUUCUUAUUCAUGAUCCAGUUGUAACAAAAUGCCACUCACAGAUUUUUCCUAUUUCCGGCGGAGUCGGUCUUUUCACAGAGACAGUACCAGAUUUUCUCAGAGUGAUGCCAAUUUGGAGUCAUCAAGAUCUCUGGCCAGGAAGAGCCUGCAGCCAAUUAUUUGUAUGUUGUUGGUGGAACUGUGUGAGAGAUUCACCUUUUUUGCCACCGUGUGCAACAUGAUCCUGUUCUGUACGCUGAAGCUUGGGUACCAGCACCACCAGGCAGCCAUUGCCAACCUUUGCUUUGUUGGUGCGUCCAUGCUAAUGCCUGUCCUUGUUGGCUGGGCUGCAGAGCUAAUUAAUGCAAGAACAAAAAUAAUCUACAUCUGCACAUUACUACACUUUGCAGGAAACGUCAUGCUGCCUGUAGUUGCAUUUCCUUUUGAAGAUUUUUACAUAGACAAACAUCAUAUUGCCCACACCCUGGCCAAGAAACACCAAACACUGCUAUUCUAUGCCGGAUUAAUAAUGGCAACAAUUGGAGCUGGGGGAAUUCGCUCCAUUGUCUGCCCGAUCAGCGCCUACGGCCUGCAAGGCUACAGACAGAAGGAAAUAAUGUCAUUCUUUAACUGGUUUUACUGGUUGGUGAAUGUGAACUGCCUGGUCGUGUUUCUGGGGAUAUCUUAUAUCCAGCAGUCGGUGGCGAAGAAUCUUGGAUUCCUCAUUCCCUUCGUGUCAGUAGUUUUGGCGCUAAUCACCAUCCACAUGGCGCGUAAUGAGCUCAUCUACCAGCCGGUGAAAGGUGGCUCUCUGCUCAUCACAGCUGGCGUCUUCCUGAACGCGGUAAGAAUGUGCUGUGUGCGCUAUCGUCAUGUCGGUGGCCGUGUUUCCUCUUGGCUGGAUCGGGCUAAGGAAAAUAAUGGAGGUCGCUACAGCGAGUACCAUGUGGAGAACACAAAGGCACUGAUGAAACUUCUGCCCCUCUUCACCCUGCAGAUUGUUUACCGAAUUUGUGUCACACAGGUCCCUUCUGGAUUUUUCAUUCAAUCAAUGAAUUCAAAUCUGAGUGUGAGCGAAGUUGUUUUGCCAAUCGCAGCAAUGAAAAUUGUUAGCAUUAUCCCUCUGAUAAUAAUGGCCCCCUGUCUAGAGAGUGCCAAUGCAUAUCUGUCUUCCAGACGUGGCUUUGGAUUUCGGCCUUCGACCUCCAUUGUUUGUGGCCAGAUUGGAGCCGCCCUGUCACUGCUUGUUGCCGGAGUCUACGAGAUCCAUCGAAAGUGGUUCCCCGUGGUUGAGCAGACGCUGUCAGGGAAAGUUUUACUGGUGUCGUCCAUGUCCUGCCUCCAACUGGCCCCUCAGUAUGUCCUGCUGGGACUGGCGGAAGCCCUGGUGGCCCCAGCCUGUUCCGUGAUAACCUUUGGCCUGGCUCCUAAACGUAUCCGCGGUAUCUGCAUGGCGGUCAUGACUCUAUUCCAGGCGCUUGGCUGCUUUGCAGGGGCGAUGCUAGUUGCAGUCACAUUUUUAUCAUCUGGAGGUGAUUGGUACCCAGGAAUUUUGUCAGGCGGUCACCUGGAAAGAUUCUUCUUUAUGCUGGGCUCUGCAACACUCCUGAAUUCUUUGCUGUUCUGGCUUAUUUCUUACAGGUAUGAUCAUCUGGAGGAAACAAAUGAUCCUGGAUUGUGUCCGAGCCUCUUGGAGGAGAAGUUGCUACUUCAUGAAAAGUCACUACGCUAUUAUGAAUCUUUCUUGGAUUGGCCGUCUGCAUUCUCUCCUGUGGAGACGACAUUAUAAAUGACCCAUCCCAGUUACAAGCACUAGGCCUGUCAUCAGAACCUGGUUAGAAAUUACUUGAAAUGAGCAUGCAACCAGUGAAGUCUACAACGCCUAAAC
Molecule: messenger RNA, 2083 nt
Organism: Rana temporaria (common frog)
Lineage: Eukaryota; Metazoa; Chordata; Amphibia; Anura; Ranidae
Gene: SLC15A5
Product: solute carrier family 15 member 5
Exons: 10
Coding region: 245-1984 (579 amino acids)
Biological process (GO): transmembrane transport
Cellular component (GO): membrane
Molecular function (GO): transmembrane transporter activity
Source: RefSeq, a predicted model, not a curated record